Raphanus sativus (radish) is the source of this 1137-nucleotide messenger RNA. RefSeq lists its product as uncharacterized. The record is from RefSeq and is a predicted model, not a curated record. Lineage: Eukaryota; Viridiplantae; Streptophyta; Magnoliopsida; Brassicales; Brassicaceae. The transcript has 2 exons. The coding region runs from base 577 to 1002 and encodes 141 amino acids.
UAAUGGUGCUCUAAUAAUGAGCUUGAGGAUAUCAUUAACGAACUUAUUUUUCUGUCGUGCCAAAACAAAAAUACCGAAUUGACGGACGAGUAGGGAGAUAGUUUCGGUGCUUUAAAGGGUUUGCUUUGCUUGCGGAUGAAGAAUCGCUCAUCCUCCCUUUCUCUCUAUCAAACCCUAUUUUAACCCUCUCCACCACCCCCCUCAGACAUCUCGGCCUCCAUCUCAAAACUCUCUCUUUCUUCCUUUUAGAUUCUGAAACCUAUCUUCACCAUCAGAGACUCUGUCUUUUCUUAUUCACAUACAUCCUUCACCAUCUCAUUUCAUCGGUCCCUCUCUCUCUCUAUCUGAAGCAGCGUCUUGAAUGGUAGAAACAACUCCGACAACCAGAGAAUUUAUGCUCUCCCAUUGCACCACCGCAAGGGCGAGCUUUCUCCUCCCUCUCUCCUCCUCCUCCUCCUUCACUUUUGGCACUUGCAAGGAAUCCUGGUACUUCCGUUGCAUCGGUGUCGACCCUUGAAGCAACCCAAACUCCCAUCAAAAGUCUUAUUUUCUUUUUUUGGCGUUUAUUGUUUAAAGAUGUUGCUGUACAACAACAACAACAAGCAGAAGAAAACACACAAGUCCAAGAUUAACAGGUUCCUAGUUAGCAUCAGUUUCUUAGGAAGUGCUGGACCCAUUCGUUUUGUUGUCAAAGAAGAUGAAACUGUUUCAAAUGUUAUUGAUUAUGCUCUCAAAUGCUAUGCUCGUGAAGGCAGGCUUCCACUACUCGGUUCUGAUUCUAGCUUUUUCCUCCUAUACUCUCCUUACUAUGCAGUUGAAGCAUUCAAUCCAUGGGGAAAGAUUGGUUCAACCGGAUCCAGGAACUUUGUUCUGUCUAAGAAGUUAGAAGCACAAAAUCUUGGAGGUUCUGUGGACACAUCAACAACUACAAUCAGGAAGACCUCUGGGAAAUGGAAGGCUUGGCUCAACAAGUCUCUAGGACUUAUGGUUCCUUCUCAUUAGAUCAUGUUUUUGGGGUUUCUACGUACACUUCUCUUUUUGGUUUUCUUGUCAAGAGGAAUAAGCAUUACAAACACUUGUGCUUCAGCUUUUUGUUGUAUUUUGUCACACUAAUAAAUGGAUAGAAGUUUGAUAGAA